AUGAAUCGUAUUGCGCCAGAUAUCGCAAUGUCAGCUGCUUGUCCUUUCAUCAUUGAUGAUAGUGACGAUGACGAUGGCUAUAAUACUAACAAUGGCGAUGUUGAAUUGCUAGAAUACGAUUCUGAAGAUUCCGAACCGGAAGUCAUCUCCGUCCAAACCCAUACACGCCCCUCGGUAUCCUCUGGGACAAGUCACAAUAAUCCCUCCAUCAAACUUCCUGAUGUAGAGAUCCCGCAUGCUAGGCUUAGCAACGGACCUGUUGUGAGACCUGGGGACACCUUAGAGUUACUGGACCACUCUACCCAUGCCCCCAGUAGCAUGCACAGUGGAGAUUUCUUUAUGAUUAGGACCAUCAUCCAGAAUCUGGAGACGGAUGUCAUUAGGUUCAGAGGGCAUCGGAUGCGGCGCACCAAGUAUCUAGGCCAAAUUUGGGACUGGAAGCUAAAUGAACUUUGUAUGGUUCUCCAUAUUGAAGAAGGUGAUCAUCGAUGCCCUUUUGUCGCCGGCUUGGAAGAAGUGGCCAUGGGAGAGAUAGUUGGCACACGCCCGUGUGCGCUUACCAACAAACCGUAUCCGCUGCUAAGUUUUCGUGACGGUUGGCGCUGCGCGCAUCCCGUGGGUACAAGCAAAGAAGAAAUACGACGCCAAGUAUAUCAUGAGGGUCGACUCACUUGCCGCGUUGUCAUUAUUCUCUUCAUGCACAAAAAGGCCAUGAAGACCAAGAGCACACAGAAGGCUCGUGGCGGUAUUGUACGAAGCUUAUAUGCACACGAGACCAGGACCUCAGGAACCAGCGCCUUUGAAGUCUCGAGAACACCGGAUACCGGAGACUCUCGCGAAACGUCUAUCGUUGUAGAAGAUGACGAUGACGAUGAUGUGGUCAUUGUGAGUAGCGGAAAGCGACGGGCUCGAUCGGACUCAGUUGAGAUUCUGGAACAACGACUGCCGAAACAUCCGUUACGAUACCCAGCAAAGAAGGGCAGGUACACCAUUGGCGACGUUUUUUGUGGAUUUGGGGGCGCAUCCCAGGGCGCUGCACAAGCUGGUCUCCAUGUCGCGUGGGGUCUGGACGUAGAUCAGCAAGCACUGCGAGCGUAUAAAAUGAACCAUCCCGGCGCGUCUGGAUUCCUGUGCAAUGCUCACGACUUUCCACCGCCUGGUAAGACCAAGGAAGAGCUGAGGGUCCAUGUACUUCACCUGUCUCCCCCGUGCUGUUUUUUUAGCCCAGCUCACACUGUUGAAGGUCCGAACGAUCAGGCCAACUACGAAGCCAUUUACACAAUAGGACCAAUACUUCAGAAGGUUGGGCCACGUGUCGCGACAUUAGAACAGACUUUUGGACUUGCGUCGGACGGUCGGCAUCUGAAGAACUUUUAUAUGCUGCUGAAUGAUAUCGGUAAAGCUGGCUAUGAUGUUCGCUACAAGAUCCAGGAUUUGUCCAAGCAUGGAUUGGCACAGAGGCGCAAACGCCUGCUUAUCAUCGCUGCUCGACGAGGCACGCCGCUUCCUCAUUUUCCGAAGGAGUCACAUGGUCCUAGCGGAAGUGGCCUCCAACCAUUUGUGUACGUUGAUAAGGUUCUCCAGACCCUCGAACGGAUGGGACCCCGCGCCUUGGAAGAGCGAUAUCACAUGCCUAAGCAAGCUCGACAGCCUCGAGAACCCACUGACGCCCAUGGCUUCCUACGAGGUUGCAUAACCACGGGUGGGAGUCCAAGCUACCACUAUUCUGGCUUGAGAAGAUGGACUGUACGCGAACUAAGCCUGCUUCAGAGUUUUCCAUAUGGAUACAAAUUUACCGGCAGCCAAACAGAAGCUACUAAACAGGUGGGCAAUGCGUUCCCUCCUGUAAUGGCAGAGGCCAUGUACCGGACCAUUGUCAAGACAUUGGAAGCAUUCGAUGAAGGUCUUAUUGGGGCAGAGGAAGACAUUCAAGACUUGGACGCACUGCUUCUAACGAGAAGAGGAGCGAGCACAGUGUCGCGGCUACAGCCACAAACCCCAUCUCACUCCCCUCUUUCUCCAGCUCCUCGGCCGACUUUCCCAUACGGCGAGUCACACAGUGUCGCGAGGUCUUCAGCCUUGUCUCCACGAGCAUCUACUAAUGCAAACGUUUCAUCACGGGCUGGAGCUCAACUUCCGGCCUCGUCAACGAGCUGGUGGGAGGGUCGUGGCGAUGGCAUCGGUCCGCGUACCAAUUCGCAUGUUCGACCGGGCAAGCGAAUGCCAAUGUCUGGUGCAGACCAACUCAGCGAGGCGAUCGAACUGAGCGACUAA
Plenodomus lingam JN3 is the source of this 2274-nucleotide messenger RNA. RefSeq lists its product as uncharacterized. Gene Ontology annotation, cellular component: nucleus. Gene Ontology annotation, molecular function: DNA (cytosine-5-)-methyltransferase activity; DNA binding. Gene Ontology annotation, biological process: negative regulation of gene expression via chromosomal CpG island methylation. Lineage: Eukaryota; Fungi; Ascomycota; Dothideomycetes; Pleosporales; Leptosphaeriaceae. The record is from RefSeq and is a predicted model, not a curated record.